Messenger RNA from Phalacrocorax carbo (great cormorant), 3413 nucleotides. The record is from RefSeq and is a predicted model, not a curated record. Lineage: Eukaryota; Metazoa; Chordata; Aves; Suliformes; Phalacrocoracidae.
GGGCCCACGUGGGUCGCCGAGUAGGGCACGGGUGGGGAGAUCCCGUCCCGCAGACUGCUCCGUGAGUCCCGCCGCGCUCGGCCACUGCCUCCCCGCCCUCACCAUGGCCCCCGCCGAGAUCCUCAGCGGCAAGAUAGUCUCCGCUGGAGUACUUGAAGGAGGCAUGAAGAAAUGGGCUAUCUACCCUGCAGAUACCUGUCCCUGUCUUCUAGACCCUCUAGAGAAAUGCUGGUCCAGAGAAUUCUCAUGGUCCUGAGUUCACCUGCAGGCCAAGAGGCUGGCAGCAGCAGCAGAAGUGAUAGACAAGUGAGAGACAGACUAAAGCAGCAAGUCGCUGAGAUGAAAGAGAAAUUUCCAGGCUUCAGACCAGGACUCGCAAUUUUGCAGGUUGGAAAUCGGGAUGAUUCGAACCUCUACAUUAAUAUGAAGCUGAAGGCUGCUGCUGAGAUUGGGAUCAGUGCCAAUCACAUAAAACUGCCAAACACAGCAACAGAAGCUGACGUCCUCAAGUGCAUUGCCUCUUUGAAUGGAGACCCUGCUGUUCAUGGCUUUAUAGUGCAGCUGCCACUUGACUCUGAUAAACCCAUCAAUACAGAAAAAAUAACCAAUGCUGUUGCACCUGAAAAGGACGUAGAUGGCUUAAGUAGCAUCAAUGCUGGGAAACUCUCUAGAGGGGACCUUGGAGACUGCUUUAUUCCCUGUACACCAAAAGGAUGCAUGGAACUUAUCAGGCAGACAGGCACCCAGGUUGCAGGGAAAAGAGCUGUGGUGGUUGGUCGCAGCAAGAUCGUUGGUGCUCCCAUGCAUGACCUGCUGCUCUGGAAUCACGCAACAGUAACCACUUGCCAUUCAAAGACCUCAACGCUGGCUGAGGAGGUUGGUAAAGCUGAUAUCCUGGUGGUUGCAGCUGGUAAAGCUGAAAUGGUAAAAGGUGAAUGGAUCAAACCUGGUGCAAUUGUAAUAGACUGUGGAAUUAACCAUGUGCCAGACAGCACAAAGGCCAGUGGAAAAAGAGUUGUAGGAGAUGUGGCGUACAGUACAGCAAAGGAAAGAGCUUCCUACAUCACCCCAGUUCCUGGUGGCGUUGGGCCGAUGACUGUGGCCAUGUUAAUGCAGAGCACAGUGGAGAGUGCACAGCGUUUUCUGGAGAAGUUCCAGCCUGGAAAAUGGAACAUCCAAUACAACCAGCUUACUCUAAAGGUGCCUGUUCCAAGUGAUAUUGAAAUAUCGCGGUCUUGCAUACCCAAGCCCAUUGAUCAAGUUGCAAAAGAAGUUGGCCUGCUCCCUGAUGAGGUGGAGCUCUACGGCCAAAGUAAAGCCAAGGUUCAUCUGUCAGCUCUGAAACGGCUGAAGAACGAGCCGGAUGGCAAAUACAUUGUUGUUACUGGGAUAACUCCUACUCCCCUGGGAGAGGGGAAAAGCACCACCACUGUUGGUCUUGUUCAAGCCUUAGGAGCACACCUUCACCAGAAUGUCUUUGCCUGUGUUCGCCAGCCUUCUCAGGGGCCAACCUUUGGUAUAAAAGGUGGAGCUGCAGGUGGUGGCUAUUGUCAAGUCAUCCCCAUGGAAGAGUUUAACCUUCACCUCACUGGUGACAUCCAUGCUAUCACUGCAGCCAACAACCUGGUCGCUGCUGCUGUUGACGCACGUAUAUUCCAUGAGCUAACUCAGACUGACCAGGCUCUCUACAACCGUUUGGUGCCUUCUGUCAAUGGUGUGAGGAAGUUCUCGGAUAUUCAGAUCCGAAGACUACAGAAAUUGGGCAUUAACAAAACCGAUCCUAUGGCUUUGACAAAGGAAGAAGUAAACUUAUUUGUGAGAUUGGACAUUGACCCAGGCACUAUAACAUGGCAAAGAGUACUGGAUACAAAUGACAGGUUCCUUAGGAAAAUCACUAUUGGACAGUCUCCAACAGAAAAAGGCUUCUCACGAACGGCUCAGUUUGACAUCACAGUGAGCAGUGAAAUCAUGGCAGUUCUAGCGCUCUCUGAUGGGUUGGAUGAUAUGAAAAAGCGACUGGGCAGAAUGGUAGUAGCUUCCAGCAAGAGAGGAGAACCAGUUACAACAGAUGACCUUGGAGUGACUGGUGCUCUGGCUGUCUUGAUGAAAGAUGCUGUUAAACCAAACCUCAUGCAGACACUAGAGGGAACACCUGUGUUUGUUCAUGCUGGACCUUUUGCCAAUAUUGCACAUGGGAAUUCUUCAGUGUUGGCAGACAAAAUAGCACUGAAGCUUGUGGGCAAACAGGGAUUUGUUGUUACAGAAGCAGGAUUUGGUGCAGACAUAGGCAUGGAGAAAUUCUUCAAUAUUAAGUGCCGCUAUUCUGGUCUCCGGCCUCAUGUGGUGGUGUUGGUUGCUACUGUCCGAGCUCUGAAAAUGCAUGGAGGAGGGCCUGCAGUCACCGCUGGGGUACCUUUACCAAAGGAGUACAUGGAAGAGAAUCUUCAGCUGUUGGCAAAAGGCUGUAGUAACCUAAACAAGCAAAUCCAAAAUGCACAGAUGUUUGGCGUCCCUGUAGUAGUGGCUGUCAAUGCUUUCAAAACAGAUACAAAGGCUGAACUGGCCCUUGUAGUACAACUGGCAAAGGAAGCAGGGGCGUUCGAUGCUGUGGAGUGCACUCACUGGGCAGAAGGCGGUAAUGGAGCAGUUGCACUGGCCCAAGCUGUCCAGAGAGCAUCGCAGACACCCAGCAACUUCAGGUUCCUCUAUAAUCUGGAGCUCCCUGUUAUAGAUAAAAUCAGGCUUAUUGCACAACAGAUCUAUGGGGCAAGUGAUAUUGAGCUGCUUCCAGAAGCACAGGAGAAAGUCGCCUUGUACACUAAGCAAGGAUUUGGAAACCUGCCAAUCUGCAUGGCUAAAACUCACUUAUCAUUGUCUCAUGACCCUGAACAAAAAGGAGCACCUACAGGUUUUAUUCUGCCAAUCCGAGACAUUCGGGCCAGUGUUGGCGCUGGAUUCCUGUAUCCGCUAGUAGGAACGAUGAGCACUAUGCCAGGCCUUCCUACAAGACCCUGUUUCUAUGAUAUAGACUUGGACCCAAUGUCAGGAGAAGUCAACGGGCUCUUUUGAAAAGCAUUAUUAACCAAAGCUCCCAGAAGAACACCUGAUGAGUCAUGUAAAUGGAAUUAUACCCCCCCCCCCUUUUUUUUUUUUAAGUCAAAACAAGAUAUGACUGAGAAUAUAGUGCAAGAAGUGACUGGAAGGAAAAGUGCUAAAGAAUCAACCACUUUUAAUGUGUAAUGAUUUUUAAACCGCUGUGUUCCAAGCUAGUUUACACUAAGCUUAUAAAGCAUACUGCCUGUACAAACCUCCUGCUUUUCAUAAUCCUAGCUGAAGCAGAAUACAGAAGCUUGGGUUUAGUGACCUCUUUUGAUUCAGUGACAUGAUUUUAACAAUUAAAUCCUAAAGCUGGA